Messenger RNA from Megalobrama amblycephala (Wuchang bream), 2704 nucleotides. RefSeq names its product general transcription factor IIA, 1 (gene gtf2a1). Gene Ontology annotation, biological process: transcription by RNA polymerase II; transcription initiation at RNA polymerase II promoter. The transcript is spliced from 10 exons. Gene Ontology annotation, cellular component: transcription factor TFIIA complex. Lineage: Eukaryota; Metazoa; Chordata; Actinopteri; Cypriniformes; Xenocyprididae. The record is from RefSeq and is a predicted model, not a curated record. The coding region runs from base 220 to 1368 and encodes 382 amino acids.
CGUAGCUCCGUAUAUAAAGGCGGAGGACUGGAGAAGACGGACGGCUGGGGAGCAGCAGCCCUGGGACUGUGAAUAAGACCGUAAACGGCUGUGUUUUUAUUUCCAAAAACUUUAACCGGCAACUUUUUAAGCGUUUUAGAUGUUUCCGUGCUUUUUUAAAUGAUUUUUGGGGUUCUUGCUUGAUAUUUGCGGUGUGUUUUUCCCCUCACUGCGCUCAUAAUGGCGAGCUCGGCUAACUCGAACCAAGUGCCUAAACUGUAUAGAUCAGUAAUGGAGGAUGUCAUCAAUGAAGUGCGGGAGCUUUUCCUCGACGAGGGAGUGGAUGAGCAGGUCCUGAUGGAGCUUAAAACGUUGUGGGAGAGUAAGCUGAUGCAGUCCAAGGCGGUGGAAGGCUUUCAUACAGAGGAGCAGCAGGUUCUUCAAGCUCAACAGCAGCAGGCCCAACAAGCUCAGCAGACGCAAGCGCAAUCCCAACCACAGCAAGUCCUCCUGCCUCCAGCGCAACAGGUGUCUUUCUGUGGUUUCUCAGCUCCUCAGCAGCAGGUCAUUGUUCAGGAUCCUAAGAUUCUCCAGCACAUGAGUGCGACAGGAAUGAGUGCCGCAGCCACAGCAGCGACUUUGGCUUUACCCGCAGGUGUAGCACCAAUUCAGCAACUUAUCACACCUCAGGGUCAGAUCCUGCAGGUGGUCAGAGCUGCCAACGGAGCUCAAUACAUCAUUCAGCCUCAGCAGCAGAUGGUGUUGCAGCAGCAGGUCCUGCCACAGAUGCAGCCUGGAGGUGUGCAGGCCCCCGUCAUACAGCAGGUGUUGACUCCUCUUCAGGGAGGCCUUUCUCAGCAGACCGGAGUUAUCAUCCAACCACAGCAGAUUGUCCUCACAGGAAAUAAAGUGCAGCAGAACACUCAGGUCAUGCAGGCAGCAGCUAUGGCGGUGCAGCAGGGACAGGGAGCUGCGCAGGUGCAGGCUCAGGCUCAGCCCCAGCCUCAAGCACAGCCACCCCAACAACAGACACAGCAGCAGCAGGCCUCGCAGCAACCUCCCAUGAUGCUCCAGGUGGACGGAGCAGGAGACACGUCCUCAGAAGAGGAUGAAGAGGAGGAGGAUGAGUAUGAUGAGGACGAGGAUGAAGACAAAGAGAAAGAUGGUGGCGAGGAUGGCCAAGUGGAGGAGGAGCCGUUAAACAGUGGUGAUGACGUCAGUGAUGAGGAGGACCAGGAGCUGUUUGACACAGAGAACGUGGUGGUUUGCCAAUAUGACAAGAUUCACAGAAGCAAGAACAAAUGGAAAUUUCACCUGAAAGACGGGAUAAUGAAUCUGAACGGGCGGGAUUACGUGUUCUCCAAAGCCAUUGGAGAUGCAGAGUGGUAAAGAGAGAGGAACAAAACACAAAACUGUCUACUCAUGAGGCAAGACACAUCGAGACCUGAAACUGUACGUUUCAGGGGAUUCCCACUUCGGGGGCUGAAGAGUAACGUCCCAAUGCUACUGUGCUGUUUGAGUGAUAUCUGCACAAAAUAAUGUGUGCCAUCCAAGAGAUUUUCCCCUCCCCCUCAUUUUAAGAUGGCCCUUUUUACCUGUAGAAUUUCACAGGAGUCCGUAACUUCUCAUUUAGAAUCAUAUUCUCGCCCCUCAGAUGUAUGAAAAUAUAUUAGGCGCAGGGAGCCAAUUUUAGCGCCUGGCGCUAACUUAAGUUGACUCUGGUGUGUUAAGAUGGCCUUUUUACUGCAACCGUACGUGUUUGUUGGUGAUUUCCGUAGCUAGAUCAGCCAUCUGAAUCCUGUGUAAAGCGAAUCGUCCAACACAAGGACCGUUUCAUCACCACCUUAUACAAACACUAAAACAAGCAACCAAGAACUGUGUUCCAAUAAGUUCCUUUCAUAUUUGCUAUGUUUUUAGACCUUUGUAUGUUUAACAGCAGAGAUACCAAUGAAAACAGGCGAGAUAAGUGUAACGUUGUCACUAAAUUGUUCACGUGUUUGUAUGUCUGUCAUGGAUUUUUCUAACUCUGUACUCUGGCUAAAGAUCUGCUCUGUCAGUAUGAUGCAUGUUUUGGGCAGUGCAUCACGGAGCUUGCGUCGUUCCGCGUGUGUUUGUGUGCAAUUAUUGCGUUUGGUGUCAAUGAAGUGCUCGGUCAGGCCACCCUUCCUACUUUUACUUGCGGUCAGGCUUAUUUUACACAUUUCUAGUAGUUCGUAUUUAUUCCUGAAGCUCAGGCAGCAUCAUAUUUUGGGGGGAUGAAACCGAACUGUGCUCUUAAUGAAAGAAGUGCUCCUUUCAGCCCAUUCUCUGCUGAGGAGGAUUUCAAUCUGAUUCUGUGCAUUGUGGAACUUUUUUUUUUUUUUUUUUUUUUUGUCCCUCCAUAUUUUGUUUCAUAAUAUUUUGUCUGACUUUUUAAGCAAUGCCCUCAUACAGUCUGAGAAAAGACAGAUUGUGGUGGUCUGUAUCCAUAUGUUCAGCAGUUGAAAGUAUUGACAGGUUUUGUUGAAUAUGUUCAUGCUAAGAUUGUUCGAAGAAAUGGUUUGGACUAGUUUGGGGCUUUUUUUAUUUUUAUUUUAUUUUAGUAUAUGUAGUUCUUUGCGCUCCUUAUUUGUGCCUUUCAGAUUUAUUUUAGAUAUCAGGUCUUUUGUCUAAAGGGGGAGAGCCUUUAACAAAUCCUACAAACUGUACAUUUUGCUUUGCGUUUCUAAUGGUAAGUAAAUAAUAU